This is a messenger RNA of Hydractinia symbiolongicarpus, 1771 nucleotides long. Its product is annotated as major facilitator superfamily domain-containing protein 6-B-like. The transcript has 2 exons. Gene Ontology annotation, cellular component: membrane. The coding region runs from base 1 to 1074 and encodes 357 amino acids. NCBI's taxonomy places the organism in Eukaryota, Metazoa, Cnidaria, Hydrozoa, Anthoathecata, Hydractiniidae. The record is from RefSeq and is a predicted model, not a curated record.
AUGAAAUAUUGCCAAAAUGAAAGUAUAUCGAAGCCAUUGGUAACAUGGCAUAAGGACGUCACUAGUAGUGAAAAAAGCAGAUUAGAAAAAGAUGAAUGUGAAUGUGUUUCCAGCAAAAACAAAACAAAUGUUGCAAAAACUUUAUUCUCAACAUGUCGCCAAAUGAAAGUUAUCUUCUUCUUGAUCAUUGUAGCACACAUGGGAAUCAAUUUCUCUCUAAUAAAUGGAUUUCAAGCUAUAUUUAUGGAGAAAGAGUUGGGAAGAACAAAAACCAUCAUUGGUUUAGCUUCAGCAUUGUCAUCAGUAUCUGAAAUUCUAGUAUUUCGUGUUUCAGCAAAGUUAAUAAAAUUAUUUUGCGGUACCUAUCCAAGUUUUAUUAUUGCUACAUUCUCAUAUUGCUUGCGAUUUUUAUCGAUGUCUUUUGUUGAAGAACCCUAUCUGAUGGUACCUAUCCAGCUUUUCCAGUUUUUUGGGUUUGCAAUAUUUUGGGCAGCAGCUGUGGAAUACACAAACAAGAUAAGUCCCAUCAAAAUCUCUGUGACAAUGUUUACUAUUGUCACUAGAGUAUAUUACAGUUUAGGAAACUUUACUGGAAGUAUUGUUGGAGGAGUUAUUUAUGAUAAAUACGGUGGUAGAUGGUUAUCUAGAGCAUCAUCAAUUAAUUGUGGCUUUUUGACUGGUUUAAUUGUUUUGCAUUUCUUUCUGUAUGAAAGAAGAAGGAUACACAGCUCAAUUGAUGUACCCAUGAAUGAAAUCGUAAAAGAAAUUCAUGAUGAAAGUUUGACAAACAAGGGCGAGAACUCUAUUCAACAAAAAUUACGACUGAUGAAAAUUAUGCCUCACAAAAACUUUUGGUCAAAUGUAAAACUUUAUCCAACAAAUAUUAUUUGUGAAAAUUCGAUGAAAUUAAUCACGUUUAGUAUGUUCGUAGAAACUAGCACGCAAAAAUUUAAGUAUUUUCUUUUUCAAUUAAAAUCCACCACAAAAUCGCAAAAAAUAUCGUUCUUUCAAUUUUUCUUUACAAUAAUUUUUAACCAAUACAGCAGAUUUGGAGAAAUUUCAUUUAGUAUUUAGUUUGUAGGAUACAAAAUUUGAGCGUUCUGUUAGUUGAUCAUGUAUUAUUUUAUUUUUUGUUCUUUUCAUUUUUAAUAUAUUUUGAAGUUCGGUACUUUGACAUUACAUUAUUUAACAUGUUAGAUAAUUUUGUCAUUUGUUCUCACAGACACUUUGGCUGUCGACUUUACGAUUGGUCUCAUAACAAAGAAAACAAACUCCGGAGUUAUAGUUUUUUAAGAAACAAAGAGCCGAUGCGACUUAAAAAUCACGCUUUCGAACAAAAUUGUAAGAGAAUUUAUGCAAUACUUUUCGCUGCAGAAAAAAUACCAAUAUCUAAAUUUAAUUUUUGGUGUGCAAACAUGAAAUGUUUGGCCUACAAUAAAACGAAGACCAAAAUCUCAGUUAUUAUUUUCAAAAUGCUUUUUUUGUUUUGACAAAAAAAAACAGUUUUAUUCAGACCAAUUUUUGAUUGGGUGACAUAUGUUAGUACCAUCAGUUGAGCAUGCGUUUUUGUUCACUGCGCAAAAUGUUACAAAAAAAGUAUUGUUAAAUUGUGGACCUAUUUUGGCCUAAAAAUGGCAUUUAGGUGACUAGAACGAAAUUUUAUUGCCACUUUCAUUUUCAUCUUGUAGAAAACGGCAUUUUUUUAUUUUUGACCAAUCUUAAUAACAGAACGAAGGUGACGAAAAAACAAGAUUUUGACGUCACCAUCAUU